UGCCGAUCUCCGAAGCUGCCACGUGUCUCAACCUGCAUGUCCCAUGCAGCGACGUUCAUACGUAUAUAUAGCCAUCUACGUAUCUCCAAUCUCUCUUCUUUCUUUUCACUAUAGAGAAACACAAUCAAAACACAGCAUUAGAAGCAAAGCAACUGUUCAUAGAGUAAAGUCCGGUUCUUCCAAAGAAGUUUCACUCAAAGAUGAGCCAAGAGCAGCCGAGGAGGGCUCCGGAGGACACGGUCAAGUACGGCGACAUCUUCGCCAUCGGCGGCGAGCUCGCGGAGGAGCCGGUCAUGCCCAGGGACGCGGCGAUGAUGCAGACGGCGGAGAGCGAGAUGUUUGGCCAGAUCCAGAAGGGCCGCGCAGCAGCCGCCAUGCAGUCGGCGGCGGCGCGCAACGAGAGGGCCGGCCUCGUGGGCCACAGCGACAUGACCGAGGUCGCCGGCAAAGACGGAGUGACCAUCACCGAGACCGAUCUCCCCGGCCAGCGUGUGAUAACCGAGUCCGUCGGCCGACAGCAGGUUGUCAAUCAAUACAGCCGACGUUCUCCCAUCCCGACGAUGACGCCAUCCUCGAUCUAUCAGACCGAUGCCAGUAAGGACGGUGUCGGUCCUAUCACCAUCGGCGAGGCACUCGAGGCCGCUGCUCUGACGGCCGGGCAGAAGCCCGUGGAAUGGAGCGACGCCGCCGCGAUCCAGGCAGCAGAGGUCAGGGCCACGGGCCGCACCGCCAUAGUUCCCGGCGGAGUCGCCGCUGCCGCUCAGUCGGCCGCAAAUCUCAAUGCUAGGACUCCUAGAGCUGAGGACAAGACCACAUUGGCCGACAUUCUGGGGGAUGCAACUUCCAAGUUGCCAUCAGAUAAACCGGCGUCGCGUCGAGACGCGGAGGGAGUGGCCAGCGCUGAGAUGAGGAAUGACCCGAAUUUGAAUACUCAUCCUGCAGGCAUUGCGGCCUCGGUGGCGGCGGCGGCGAGACUGAAUCAGAAAAAGUGAUUGGUGUGCGAGAUGAUUUAACAAUUAAUACGUUCGGGUCACACCCCCGCAUCUUAUGAUAGGGUUAAGGUUUUGUUGUCGUUGCCCUUUGAAAUGCUCUUUCUUAUCCUUGUUUUGCUGUUUGUACUCCCUCGAUGGAUAUGCAGAUUGCCCUUAAGAUGGGCAAGCGUUGUGUCUUUGUUCAGCCAGAUUAGUUUGUGCUUUAUCCAAUGUGGAAAUGCAUCCCCCAAGUUUUAGAA
This is a messenger RNA of Syzygium oleosum, 1231 nucleotides long. Its product is annotated as late embryogenesis abundant protein D-34-like. NCBI's taxonomy places the organism in Eukaryota, Viridiplantae, Streptophyta, Magnoliopsida, Myrtales, Myrtaceae. The transcript is spliced from 3 exons. Bases 201 to 992 code for a protein of 263 amino acids. The record is from RefSeq and is a predicted model, not a curated record.